AUGUCAUUGUCGAUCGCCGCUAUAGCCGGCAUUGCCGCCGGUGGCGCCGCCUUGCUCAUCGUGGUGGCCGUGGUGAUCGCGCUUUGGUGCCGGGCGCGCGCGCGGCGUAACAGGACAUCCGAAACCGGCUCCUCGGAUCCUUCCACCCUAGUGGAGUGGGGCAAGGGGGGCCGAAGUUCCUCGGCGCCAGAGCGUCAGGGCGCCAGACAAUUCUCUCUCUCGGAGCUGGCGCAGGCGACCAACAACUUCAGCGAGGCCAACUUGGUUGGCGCCGGGAGCUUUGGCCUGGUGUACAAGGGGUUGCUUUUUGAUGGUUCAGUCGUGGCCAUCAAGAGGCGCACGGGAGCACCAAGGCUGGAGUUUUCCGACGAGGUUAGGAGGCUUUCAGAGAUUUGUCAUCGGAACAUCGUAACUCUGAUUGGUUAUUGCCAGGAAGGAGGUCUACAAAUGCUAGUGUUUGAGUACUCACCCAAUGGCAAUGUCUGUAGCCAUCUAUAUGAUUCAGGGAAAGGCUCGAUGACACGGCUUGAGUUCAAACAGAGGCUAGCAAUAGCCAUUGGUGCAGCUAAAGGUCUGAAUCAUCUGCAUAGUCUUAUGCCUCCUUUGAUCCACAAGAACUUCAAGACGAGCAAUGUACUGGUCGAUGAGAAUUUUAUUGCGAAGGUGGCUGAUGCUGGACUUUUUAGGUUACUCAGAGGACAUGAAGAUGUCGGGUCAUCGCAUGGGUUUAGCAGCAGUGUCUACCAGGAUCCCGAAGCACACUCGGUGGCGCAGUUUUCUGAAAGCAGCGACGUCUACAGCUUUGGAGUGUUUCUUUUGGAGCUAAUUACUGGCAGAGAAGCUGCUAGCUUGCAACCUCCAGAAUCCAGAGAAUCCCUGGCCCACUGGCUGGAAGCACAUUUCAGUUCAAAUGAACUGAUUGACCCAAGGUUAGGUGGCGGUUUCACGACAGAAGGUAUGAAAGAAUUUGUUGGGCUUGCUUUCCAGUGUCUGAACCCAUCCUCCAGAAGGCGGCCGAAGAUUCGGCUGGUUGCGGCUGAACUAGACCGUAUUCUCGAGACGGAGAUGUCUCUAACAACGAUUAUGGGUGACGGAACCGCCAUCAUCACCCUUGGGAGCCAACUAUUUACAUCGUAA
Molecule: messenger RNA, 1137 nt
Organism: Triticum turgidum subsp. durum (durum wheat)
Lineage: Eukaryota; Viridiplantae; Streptophyta; Magnoliopsida; Poales; Poaceae
Source: the annotation of a GenBank genome assembly